Molecule: messenger RNA, 1653 nt
Organism: Striga hermonthica
Lineage: Eukaryota; Viridiplantae; Streptophyta; Magnoliopsida; Lamiales; Orobanchaceae
Source: the annotation of a GenBank genome assembly
AUGCAGCCCACUUCGAACCGCGAUCCGGCGGUUCAACCGGCCGCGGGCCAGGGACCCGCUUUCAGAAUAGGGCAGAGGGUCCAUUUUUGCGGGCAACCCAGGAGAAUCGGGACGGUCAAGUACGUGGGCCCCGUGGAGGGUUUCUCCGGUGAUUGGGUGGGCGUCGAUUGGGAUGCCGACGGCGAGGGCAAGCACGAUGGGUCCCACAAUGGGGCCAGGUACUUCAUGGCCAGGGGGCCCAAGACAGCGUCUUUCGUGCGGCCCCACAAUCUGAGCGCAGGGGUAUCGCUGGUGGAAGCACUAGAAACUCGCUAUCGAUCUGCCUCUACUAAGGAAGAGGAAGAGGAGAUGUAUGUCCUUUCUGCAACAAACAAAAGAGUGUCAAUCGAGCUUCUUGGGAAACACAAAAUUGAAGAGAAAAUGAGUCGACUUGAGGAGUUGACGAGUGCAUCAUUAUCUUACUUGGGAGUCAGUAAUCCUGGGAACCCUGAACACAUCAGUUCAACUCUACCAAAUAUUAAGGAGCUCGACUUGACUGGAAACCUACUUGAUAACUGGGAAGAUAUUGGUGUUGUGUGCAAAGGAUUGACUGCUCUCACAACUCUCAAUCUGUCCAAUAAUUGCUUGUCACACCAUAUCAUUAAUGUGCCCCAGCUAAGCAAUAUUCAUGUACUAGUCCUGAACCAAACAAGAGUAAUCUGGAAGCAGGUCGAAGUUCUUAAAGAUUCACUCCCACAUGUUGAAGAGCUGCAUCUGAUGGGAAAUGAAAUAAAGGAAAUAGCGCCAUUAUCAUCAGUGGUUGUCCGAGGAUUUAAUUCUCUAAAACUUCUUAACUUGGAAAACAACUUUAUCUCUGAUUGGAAUGAAAUUAUCAAACUCUCUCACUUACCCAGUCUCGAGCAGCUUUUCCUGAAUAACAAUAACAUAAAUCGUGUCUGGUAUCCUGAUUGUGGUGAAUUGGGUGAGCCAUACAAUGGGUGUGAAUCUCAUGAUAAAAGUUCUAAGCCUUUCAGCAAUUUGCGCAGCCUUUCUUUGGGGGGCAACAACAUUGAAGGCCUGGAAUCUGUUGAUUCACUUAACUCCUUCCCAAACUUGACAGAAACUAGACUGUCCGAAAAUCCUGUUACGGAUCUGGGGAAAGGAGGUGUCCCUAGAUUUGUCUUUAUUGCUCGGUUAGCAAAUAUUAUGAUACUAAAUGGAAGUGAGAUUAGUCCUCGAGAACGGAAAGACUCCGAAAUACGCUAUGUUCGCUUGGUAAUGUCAAAGUUUCAUGCCAGUCCAGAGGAAAUUGGCAAGCUCCAUCCAAGGUUUGCUGAGCUUAAAAAGACCCAUGGACUUGAAGAUGAAAGACCUUCGAUAGGGGGAUUGGGUGCUCAAAACACAGCUUCUGGAUUAAUUUCUAUUACUUUGAGAUGUGUUGGGGCAUCAAUGGGCGAAAAGCCCCCAGUAGUAAAAAAGCUACCAGCAACCACAACGGUUGGGAAACUGAAAUUUCUAUGUGACAUUUUCUUCAAGUUAAAGUCCAUCAAGCCAAUAUUGUAUCUCCAAGAAGAGUGUUCCCCUUUACCUACAUUGCUUGAGGAUGAUGCGGCAUCUCUUAAUGAACUAGGGGUGGGGAAUGAAUCCACCAUUCUUGUAGAUGAGCAAUCUUGA